CCUGUGGCUGCUUGUGUUUGUUGCCCUCAUCAAUGGGCCAUCAACGUCACCGCAUCAACCUCGAUGGCGACAAGUUGAACCCUCGGUUCCACUUGGCACCGAACACGUACCAUCCCAUGGUAAGCCAGCUAGGUUGGGUAAGUUAGGAUCUUUUCUCAAAGAUCCAGUCUCUAAAUUUUCCCGACAAGGGACAUGGGAACACUCUCAGAUACCCAUAGCGGUAAAUAGAAGCAAGAGGAAGAAACCUAAGGGGCUGCGACUGUACCACAUUUCCAAACAUAUUCUCGGAAUGAGUUGACCCGAUGACGGCUGGGCUAAUCUGCAGCACUACUGACGGCCAGUCUACAACAUCCCAAGGAUGUGACGAAGAUGCGGAGAAGAAUGAUUCGACUGAUUGUGGUAGCUCAUCGUGUUCCUUGGCUUCCCAAGAUUUGACAGAGAUCCCUUCCUGGUUCUGGCAGCAGCAACAGCUUCUCCCUCACAGGCCCUCGUCUACCUUGACGCAUCUCGAUUUGAGUCGCAAUCGAUUGGCGGAGCUGCCAGCCGCCAUUUUUGCCAGCCUCGGCAAUCUACAAGUUCUCAAUGUCAAUCGAAAUCGACUCCGAGCCAUCCCACCCGACAUUGGCAAGCUCACGCAGCUCCAGGAACUUCAUGCCUUGGCCAAUAAUCUGAGACCCUAUGCACGUUCGUUGCCUCUGAACGAAUUGGCCGCAUUGCCCUGUCUGAGACUAUUGGAUUUGAGGUAUCAUGCCAAAUUAAAAGAGCCGGCUUUAGUAGCACUGCAAGGUGUCUUGGAGGAUCAAGUGGAAAUCAGAAUCACUCUACAACAACAACAACAACAACAACAACCAGCAGCAGCAGAAGAAGAGAAAGAUCAUGCUAGCCACAACAAUACAAAUGGAAAAGAGCAUGCCUGUGAUCGGGAUGCUACCCUUUUGAGGUCCCAGCUGGAACCGCUCAGUACCCCCACUCUGCGCCAGAGACUCAAAGAAACCUUUGGGAUCACCUUAGACGACAACGAUCCACACUCCUUUGACAGAAACAACGUCAUGAACCAUAUGUUGGAAGCAUACCAAAGGCACUGUCCCAACCGUGAAAAGGUACAUUUUCAAGGACGACCUGUCGAUCCACGCAUUCUACAACCAUUGCUCCAAAAACUCCAAGAAUGGGUCCACGAACAGCGGGCCACACCGCGGGAACGACCCAAGAUACGGGCUAGUCACUACAUGAUUCUUCGCUCACCGGAAGAGUUUAGUACGGACCAUUCCACCAAACAACGAUUGGCAGCGGCCAAAUUGCAAAAGCACCAGGCAUUGUGGGAUUUGGCCAAGGCGGCACUAAGUCACGUCGAUCCACACCACCGGUUCACGGCGCUCGCCGUGACACACAACUUUGUGGGAAGUCCCCAUAUUGAUACUCAAAACAUUGGUCCGUUCUAUGGGAUUGCCUUGGGAGAUUUUGACAACGGCACGGGACAGCUUUGUGUCGAAUUAAAUGCCACUCAAGUCGCAUUCAUCGAUACGCACGACAAGUUUGCCAAGGUCGAUGGACGAUUUGUGCACUGGGUGGCACCCUACGAACCGGAUCAAACGAGAUUUUCUCUCAUUUAUUACCAGACCGUAGGCGAUGUAACGCCCCAAACCAAAGCGGUGUUGGACCUGCCGGCGGUGCCACCAAACGAAGAAGAGUAAAAUCUUGGAGCUCCACUCUUGCACAGCGUGAUUGGUGCCGUAACUGUAUAGCUAUCAUACCGUUUCUGCAAGAGUUUUACCUUAUCGGGCAAUCUCAUUGGGGGAAAUUGGUAGAUUUUUGCUGAGGUAAUAACGAUUGGUCUGAACAGCUAGCUAGACGUCAGCGUAAAAGCAGAUGUUGUCAAUAGAGAAGACUAGACUAACUAUUGGA
Messenger RNA from Seminavis robusta, 1902 nucleotides. The record is from the annotation of a GenBank genome assembly. Lineage: Eukaryota; Bacillariophyta; Bacillariophyceae; Naviculales; Naviculaceae.